This is a messenger RNA of Rubroshorea leprosula, 1281 nucleotides long. The record is from the annotation of a GenBank genome assembly. NCBI's taxonomy places the organism in Eukaryota, Viridiplantae, Streptophyta, Magnoliopsida, Malvales, Dipterocarpaceae.
UCUAUAUUAUUGAUUAAUUGAUCUUAUUCUUUACAGGCCACGGAGAAACAGAGCAAAACUGAGAGCUUCUUCAACAAUGGCGGACAAAGCUCAGUUCUUCAUCGAAACCCAACUCCCUCCCCACCAAAAACGUUACAGUUCCUCCGCUUUCCCUUCAGUUUUGUCUCCCAACCCAUCCGUGACUCCCUCUUCUCUCUCCGUUUUCACCGAAUCAAUCAAGACCCAGAAGCCGUUCCUCAACUCCCUGCUGCACAAAGCAGGAGCUGUGCUCUUCAGAGGGUUCCCUGUAGCCACGGCCAAGGACUUCAAUGACGUCGUCGAGGCGUUUGGCUUCGAGGAGUUGCCGUACGUGGGUGGGGCCGCACCACGGACAAACGUUGUGGGUCGGGUCUUCACUGCCAAUGAAUCGCCUCCAGAUCAGAAGAUUCCUUUUCAUCAUGAAAUGGCCCAGGUCCCGGAAUUCCCUUCAAAAUUGUUCUUCUUUUGUGAAGUAGAGCCAGGGAGUGGUGGAGAGACUCCUAUUGUUCUUAGUCACGUAGUGUAUGAGAGAAUGAAAGAGAGAUACCCGGAAUUUGUUAAUCAAUUGGAGAAGCAUGGGUUGAUUUAUACAAGGGUACUAGGAGAGGAUGAUGAUCCUUCAUCUCCCAUUGGCCGCGGUUGGAAAUCCACAUUCUUGACAACAGACACGAGCAUAGCUGAGGAAAGGGCUGCAAAGCUGAAUAUGAAAUUGGAAUGGAUUGAAGAUGGAGUGAAGACAAUAAUGGGUCCAAUCCCAGCCAUUAAAUAUGAUAAGUCAAGGCAACGCAAAAUUUGGUUCAAUAGCAUGGUGGCUGCUUAUACAGGAUGGGAAGAUGCGAGGAACGAUCCUGUGAAGGCAGUCACUUUUGGGGAUGGAAAACCACUGCCAGCUGAUAUCAUCUACGACUGUCUCAAAAUCCUCGAAGAGGAAAGCGUUGCCAUUCCUUGGAGGAAAGGAGAUGUUCUACUUAUAGAUAAUUGGGCUGUACUCCAUGCACGAAGGUCUUUUGACCCCCCUCGCCGUGUACUAGCUUCACUAUGUAAAUAGGUUGUGCAGUCAGUUGCUACUCCGCCCCUUGAUCUAUUAUUACAAUAAUGAUGCCAAGUUUCUGCAUUUAGAGACUGGCUGGAGGCUGCUGUCUUGCUGAACUCUAUUUUCUGUGUAGAAUAAAAUACAAGGUAGAAUGCAUAAAUAAUUAGCUAAAAUGUAUCAGCUUCAUGAUUGUACAAGAAAUCUAUUUAUAAUAACCUGAAACGAAGUGA